This is a messenger RNA of Parastagonospora nodorum SN15, 1707 nucleotides long. RefSeq lists its product as hypothetical. The coding region runs from base 1 to 1707 and encodes 568 amino acids. Gene Ontology annotation, biological process: mRNA splicing, via spliceosome. Gene Ontology annotation, cellular component: precatalytic spliceosome; U2 snRNP; catalytic step 2 spliceosome. The transcript is spliced from 2 exons. NCBI's taxonomy places the organism in Eukaryota, Fungi, Ascomycota, Dothideomycetes, Pleosporales, Phaeosphaeriaceae. The record is from RefSeq and is a predicted model, not a curated record.
AUGUCGGGCCCCGCGGUGAAGUCGAAGAAGGCGUCGAACAAGAAUGCUUAUCGGAGAGCGAAGAAGAAGGCACAGCGCUCUGAGGCACCUUCUGAGGUGGGCGACUCUGCGCGUGAGACUGAAUCUCCUGCACCAGACGACAACACCAAUAACGAUGCGCAGGCGGUCCAGCCAGUCGACACUCUCACCGUUGAAGAUAUCACGAACGACUUCGAUCUAGACAACCCUGAGUUCGAGGCAUACAAGGCUAUCUUUGAGAAGUUCCGCGAACCCACCGAAGAAGAGGUGGCAACCAAGGACGAUGACAAGCCUGAAGUCUUCUACGACGACGACGAUAUUCCUGACGAAGAAGAUGAAGACAAGCCAAAGAUCUCCAAGAAGCAGAGGAAGCAGAUGAACAAGCUCACCGUCGCUCAGCUGAAAUCGCAAGUGCAGAAUCCCGAGCUGGUUGAAUGGACAGAUGUCUCGUCAACGGACCCGAAGCUGCUUAUCGCCAUCAAGGGUUCGAAGAACGUCAUCCCCGUGCCGACGCACUGGUCGCUGAAGCGCGAGUACCUGUCUUCAAAACGUGGCAUCGAGAAGCCACCGUUUGCGCUACCCAAGUUCAUCCAAGAGACGGGUAUCGCCGAAAUGCGCGACGCUGUUCUGGAGAAGCAGGCAGAAAUGACGAUGCGGCAAAAACAGCGUGAGCGUGUGCAGGGAAAGCUCGGCAAGCUCGACAUCGACUACUCCAAGCUGUACGACGCCUUCUUCCGGAGACAGACUAAGCCCGAGUUGACUCGAUAUGGUGAGGUCUAUUAUGAGGGCAAGGAGUUUGAGACCAACUUGGUCAACCUCAAGCCUGGCGAGCUGAGCGAAGAGCUUCGGGAUGCGCUUAGUAUGCCGCCUGGCCACCCACCUCCAUGGCUUAUCAACAUGCAGCGCUUUGGACCCCCGCCUUCGUACCCUAACAUGCGUAUCCCUGGUGUGAAUGCCCCCAUUCCUCCUGGCGCAGCAUGGGGCUUUCAGCCCGGACAGUGGGGUAAGCCCCCUACGGAUGAAGCAGGCAAGCCUCUGUUCGGUGGAGACCUCUACGGUACAAGCAUUUUGGACCACCAGCAACAGCCAACGCACAAUGGCGAGCCUGUGGAGCGUAGCAUCUGGGGUACCCUUCGCGCUGAAGGCGAGAGCGAAGACGAGGAGAGUGACGAGGAAGAAGAGGAAGAUGAGGAUGAAGAACAGGGUGACGAGGAUGUCGAUUCCGGUAUUCAGACGUCGAUGACGACCGCAUCGGCUAUGGUUUCUGAGUAUGGUGGCACGGAGAGCAUUGGCGGCGAUUUCACGAUCAGAAAGCAGCGCAAGGGGAUUGAGACCGAAGAGCCUGGUGUACCUCGCAGCGCCGGCCAGAUCCUUCCGGAAAAGAACAUCUCGGCAACAGGCUUCUUUGGUGGCGAGCACGCUUACGAUCUCGAUGCUGCGCGACGCGACGCUCUCGGACAACAGCGGAAGCGCAAGGCUGGUGAGGUGGACCUAUCUGUGGACAUGGAUCAACUGGGCGAGGACGAUAAGCUGGACAAGGCCGCACUCAAGAAGGAGUAUGAGUCUAGGCAAAGAGCUGAAGCUGCAGGAAACUGGCAGAGCAUUGAUCAAGAUGAUUUGGCAGACAUGAUUGCCAGCGAGUCAAGGAAGAAGGCAAAGAGGGAGGACAACCGGAAGGCCAGGCGCUAA